UUUACGCUAUAUUUUUUGUUCCGUUUCUUCUUCAGCUUUCGGAGGCAACAAAUUCCUUUCAUAUAUCACUUCCAUAUUCGAUGUCUAACUUGCAGAAUCAUUGAGGUGUUAUUGAGUUUCACUUCAGAUCUCUAUACCUCUCUUUUUUCAAUCCCUUUUGGUGGUCCGUUUUCAUUCGAUCUGGGGAGAGGUUCCUGUUGUGCUGUGUGAAGUUCCGAAAAGGCAAAAAUGGAUGACUCAAGAAACAGCCCAUUACAUAAGUUCCGUUAUGACCUAAAUUUAUCGCCUCUGGACGAUGAUCUAGAGAUCACCUUGGAAAGGAGAAUCCAUGAAGUGUUCUUGAGCUUCAGAGGGGAGGACACACGUGCUUCUUUCGUUUCACAUCUCUAUGCCUCUCUUCGGAAUGCUGGAAUCAAUGUUUUCAAGGAUGAUGAGUCACUUCCAAGGGGAGAUCACAUUUCAGACUCAUUGCUGCGAGCAAUUCAGCAGUCUGAAAUUAGUGUUGUUGUAUUCUCAAGAAACUAUGCAGGGUCUCGAUGGUGUUUGGAUGAGUUAAACAAAAUAAUGGAGUGUCACAGAACCAUAGGGCAGGUUGUUUUGCCAGUGUUCUAUGAUGUUGAUCCCUCUGAAGUGCGUCAUCAAAAAGGUGAGUUUGGAAAAGCAUUUGAAAAACUGGAGAACUGGAUUUUAAAAGGUGAUGAGAUGCUCAGCUUGACUGUAUGGGAGAGAGAGAAGGUGCCGGGUUGGAGGGAGGCACUUUGUCAGGCUGCUGGCAUCGCUGGGAUUGUAGUCCUAAAUUCAAGGAAUGAAAGGGAGGAUAUAGAAAACAUUGUUGAAACUGUUAUGCGUCAUUUAGACAAGACAGAAUUGUUUGUUGCUGAUAAUCCAGUGGGAGUAGAACCUCGGGUACAAGAAAUGAUUCAGCUGCUUGACCAGAAACUAUCAAAUGAUGUUCUACUAAUCGGGAUGUGGGGGAUGGGUGGCAUUGGUAAAACAACCAUUGCAAAAGCCAUUUAUAAUAAGAUUGGCCGUAAUUUUGAGGGAAGGAGCUUCCUUGCACAUAUUAGGGAAGUUUGGGAGCAAGAUGCUGGACAAGUCCAUUUACAAGAACAAAUUCUAUAUGAUAUCUUCAAAGAAACAAAAGCAAAGAUACCUAACAUGGAAUUAGGAAAAAAUAUGUUGAAGGAUAGACUAUGCCAUAAAAGGGUACUUCUUGUACUUGAUGAUGUGAAUGAAUUGGAGCAAUUGAAUGCUUUGUGUGGGAGUCGUGAAUGGUUUGGUUCUGGGAGUAGAAUAAUCAUCACCACUAGAGAUAAGCAUAUACUUAGAGGGAGAAGAGUUGACAAUGUGCACAUAAUGAAGAGAAUGGAUGAAGGUGAAUCAAUUGAGCUUUUUAGUUGGCAUGCAUUCAAGCAAGCAAGUCCUAGUGAAAAGUUUAUCGAACUUACUAGAAAUGUAAUUGAAUAUUCUGGGGGAUUGCCUCUAGCACUUGAAGUGCUUGGGUCUUAUUUGUUUGAAAUGGAUGUAACAGAGUGGGAGAAUGUAUUGGAGAAACUAAAGAGAAUUCCUAAUCAUCAAGUACAAAAGAAGUUAAAAAUAAGCUAUGAUGGUUUAAGUGAUGAUACAGAGAGAGAAAUAUUCCUUGAUAUAGCUUGUUUCUUUAUUGGAAUGGAUCGUAACGAUGUUAUAACUAUAUUAAAUGGUUGUGGACUAUUCGCAGAAAAUGGAAUACGUGUCCUUGUAGAGCGGUGCCUUGUAAUUGUUGAUGAUAAGAACAAGCUUGGAAUGCAUGAUUUGCUACGAGACAUGGGAAGAGAAAUUAUUCGUGAAAAGUCACCAAAGGAACCUGAGGAACGUAGCAGGUUAUGGUUUCACGAGGAUGUGCUUGAAGUAUUAUCAAAAGAAACAGGAACAAAAGCUAUUGAGGGAUUGGUUUUGAAGUUACCAAGAACUAAUACAAAAUGUUUGAGAACUAAAGCUUUUAAGAAGUUGAAGAAACUCAGAUUGCUUCAACUUGCUAGUGUACAACUUGUUGGAGAUUUUGACUAUCUCUCAAGAGAUCUUAGAUGGCUUUGUUGGCAAGAAUUUCCUUUAAGAUGUAUACCAACAAACUUUUAUCAAGGAAGCCUAGUUUCUAUUGAGUUACUAAACAGUAAUGUUAAAUUUGUGUGGAAAGAGACCCAGCUGAUGGAUAAACUAAAAAUUCUCAAUCUUAGUCAUUCUCAUUAUUUAAGACAGACUCCAGACUUUUCAAAUUUUCCUAAUCUUGAAAAACUAGUACUCAUAGAUUGUCCAAUGUUGUCUGAGGUUUCCCAUACCAUUGGAUGUCUCAAUAAAGUUCUUAUAAUAAACUUGAGAGAUUGUAUUGGCCUUCGUAACCUUCCAAGAAGUAUCUAUAAAUUGAAAUCUCUUAAGACACUCGUUCUUUCUGGAUGUUUAAAGAUUGACAAGUUGGAAGAAGAUUUUGAACAAAUGGAGUCUUUGACAACCUUUCUUGCAGAUAAAACGGCAAUAACAAAAGUGCCAUUUUCAAUAAUAAGAUCAAAAAACAUUGGAUAUAUUUCAUUGUGCGGAUAUGAAGGGUUCUCCCGUGAUGUGUUCCCUUCUAUCAUUUGGUCUUGGAUGUCACCAAUGAGUAGUCUCUCACCUCACAUUGAAACAUUUGCGGGCAUGUCAUCCGUCAUUCCAUUAGAUUUGGCAAUUAGUAAUUCCCAUCAUUUAUUAUCUAUUUCCAAGGAACUUUCAAAACUUCGAAGUCUUUGGAUAGAAUGCGACUCUGAACUUCAACUAUCUCAAAAUGCAACAAAUAUUUUAGAUGCUUUAUAUAACACGACUUCUAAGGAUUUGGAAUCAUAUGCAACUUCAUCACAGAUAUCGAAUAUGAAUGCUUCAGCCUCGUGCAUCCGGAAAAUGCACUUUUCAAGAUCAAAAAGUUCCAUAGGAUCUCUUUUAUUUCAAAUGGGAAUGAGUUGUGAAGUGACCUGUACUCUGGAACAGAACAUUUUACAGAAUAUGUCUAGUAGUGAGCACGGUGGUUGUUUGGUCCCCGGUGAUAGUUAUCCAGAUUGGUUAGCUUUCAGCAGUGAAGGUUCAUCUGUGAUUUUUGAAAUCCCUCAAGUGAAUAGACAUAACUUAAAGACAAUGAUAUGUCAUGUCCAUUAUUCUUCCCCAGACAAUGUAACAUCAGAUGACCUAAAAAAUUUGUUGGUGAAAAAUCACACAAAAGCCACCAUUUUCCUUUACAAGGGAGAUGCAUUGGCCUCCUUUGAAGAUGAGGAGUGGCAGAGGGUAGUAUCAAAUAUAGAGCCUGGUAACAAAGUGGAAAUUGUUGUUGUUUUUGGGAAACGGUUGAUUGUGAACAAGACAACAAUUUACCUUGUAUAUGAGCCAAUGGUUGAAAAAGUGGAGCACUGCCGUUCACCAAAUGAGAAUGUCAUUGCUUCUAGUGAUGAUGAAAUGAAUGAGGUCAAGUCGAUCUGUUCUCAAGUGGAACCCAUGGAUGACUUGAAGCAAAAACACAAAAGAAGAAAAUUUGAGUAAAAUUAAAAGAUAGUGAAGAUGUUUAGGUCAAAAUUGAUUUUUCUUGUACUGAUGCAAUUGUUUUUGGUGCAUUGAUUAGUGAUUGUUUUGGGCAGUUAAGUAGUUGUUUUACAUGUAGAUUUGUGGCUACUAAUGCUCUGGUUGCUUAAGCAUAGGGUGCUUAGGAAGGUCUACUUAGCUCGGGAUCUUAGCUUUUGAAGAUUCCAACUUGAGCAUGAUUUAAAGUUGAUCUUUGCCUUUGAAUGCCUCCUAUUCUGGUAAUGAUGCUAUCACUUCGCUAGUUAAAGUUCUUCUGGGAGAUCUUACUGUGUGCGUAGGGUUUCUUUUCUUCUUUUGGCUCAUCUGAAAAGGAAUGCAUUUAUUUGUUUUUCAUUGUAAAAUCACUAUUUAAACAAUAUUUGAAUAUUCAUUUUCGGUACUUGUACUCGUAAAAUAAUUGUUGUGGAGACAAUUUCUUGAACAAAAUAGCUUGAUGUGUGGGCUGAUUAUUUAGAACAGUGCGAUAUUUUGUUAA
Cajanus cajan (pigeon pea) is the source of this 4054-nucleotide messenger RNA. NCBI's taxonomy places the organism in Eukaryota, Viridiplantae, Streptophyta, Magnoliopsida, Fabales, Fabaceae. The record is from RefSeq and is a predicted model, not a curated record.